Psilocybe cubensis is the source of this 240-nucleotide messenger RNA. RefSeq lists its product as uncharacterized. NCBI's taxonomy places the organism in Eukaryota, Fungi, Basidiomycota, Agaricomycetes, Agaricales, Agrocybaceae. The coding region runs from base 1 to 240 and encodes 79 amino acids. The record is from RefSeq and is a predicted model, not a curated record. The transcript is spliced from 2 exons.
AUGGCGGACGAGCCUGGGUUGAUGUUGCAGUUGUGGUUGCGGUGGAGGCGCGUGAACGGGGGGCAGAUCGGGGAGCUCUUCCUCUUCGAAUACGCCCAGGCGAGCAUUCUGCGACAUCCAUUCACGGAGGAGGAAGACGGCAACGAAGAUGAAUCACUGAGGAGACCAUACGCCAACCUCACUAGAGAAUCAGAGCGUUCCUCGUCGAAGGCAGCGGUGAACAAGCUCCAACUUAAGUAG